CUGGAUAGAGGGAGCCGAGGGGGGGCAGGCAUGCGUGUGUGUGAGAGUGUGAGUGCGAGGGAGGCUGGCCCUUAGUGUAACCGGAGCUACAAAGAAGGGAGACAGGGAGAGUCUAGAAGAGGGCGGAGGAGAAGGCGGAGGCGGCGCCGGGGGCAUCUCCAACACCCUCCCCCUUGGAACAAGCCACAUCAAACCGGCCUCCGCCACCGGGACCCCGGGCCGGCCCCCCACCCCCUCCCCUCUGCCCGAGCCCACCCGGGAUGAUGAAGAAGAACAAUUCCACCAAGAGGGGGCCCCAGGAUGGAAACCAUCAGUCCGCACUGCCUGAAAAGGUCGGCUGGGUGCGGAAAUUCUGUGGGAAAGGGAUUUUUAGGGAGAUCUGGAAAAACCGCUACGUGGUGUUGAAAGGGGACCAGCUCUACAUCUCUGAGAAGGAGAUAAAAGAUGAGAAAAAUGUCCAGGAAGUAUUUGACCUGAGCGACUAUGAGAAAUGCGAGGAGCUUCGGAAAUCCAAGAGCCGGAGCAAGAAGAAUCACAGCAAGUUUACCCUGGCACACUCCAAACAGCCUGGGAACAUGGCACCCAACCUGAUCUUCCUGGCAGUGAGUCCAGAGGAGAAGGAGUCUUGGAUUAACGCCCUCAGUUCUGCCAUCACCCGAGCCAAGAAUCGAAUCCUGGAUGAGGUCACUGUUGAAGAGGACAGCUACCUUGCCCAUCCCACCCGUGACAGAGCAAAAAUCCAGCACUCUCGACGUCCCCCCACCCGAGGACACCUAAUGGCUGUGGCCUCAACCUCUACCUCUGAUGGAAUGUUGACCUUGGACCUGAUUCAAGAGGAGGACCCCUCCCCUGAGGAACCCACUUCUUGUGCUGAGAGCUUCCGAGUUGACCUGGACAAGUCAAUGGCCCAGCUGGCAGAAGGCCGGCGACGGGCGGAGUCAGACAGAAUCCACCCCGCCUUGGACAGGGGCCGUAGCUUUCCUCGGCCCUGGGAGAAGCCAGACAAGGGGGCCCCCUAUACUCCCCAGGCUCCCAAGAAGCAGACGCCCUCGGAGAAAGGACGAUGUGCUUCUUUGGAAGAAAUCUUGUCUCAGCGGGAUGCUGCCCCAGCCCACGGCCUGCCACAGCCCGAGGAUCACUCCACCCCAACCCCACCUCACCCUGGACAGCUGUCUCGGAUCCAGGACCUGGUAGCCAGGAAACUGGAGAAGACUCAGGAGCUGCUGGCGGAGGUGCAGGGGCUGGGGGAUGGGAAACGAAAGGCCAAGGACCCUCCACGUUCUCCCCCUGACUCUGAGUCAGAACAGCUGCUGCUGGAGACAGAGCGACUGCUCGGGGAGGCAUCAUCCAAUUGGAGCCAGGCAAAGAGAGUACUGCAGGAGGUGAGGGAGCUGAGGGACCUGUACAGACAGAUGGACCUUCAGACCCCAGACUCCCAACUCAGACAUACUCCUCAGCACAGCCAGUACCGGAAAAGCCUGAUGUGAGGGGCGGGAAAGAGGGCUCUAGGACACGUUGGGGGGAGGGAUGGGCAGACACUGGGAUAGGGCUUGUUUUGUUUUAUUUUGUUUUUUAAUUUACCACAAUCAAAAAAAAAAACCAAACUCAUGGCUCCUGCUGGUGCCUAAUCCUCCCUUGAUCCCUCCCCCUGUCCCUCUGGAGCCAGAUUUGAGGGAGAGGUAUUCUCUACUGAAUGGUAAAGAUCUGGACCCAAAGAGGAGAGAAGAGAUGUUGGAGCCUAUCUGACUCCACUGCUAGAGGCUUGGGGAGGAGUCCCUGAGACCCAGCCUACCCUAACACAGAGGCUAUGUGUUUAUGGUUCAAAUCCUAGUCUGAUGGGGGCAGAGGGAAUAAUCAUUUUAUGCCCUUACCCAGGGUGGCCACUAAGGGUGACAUUUUAGCCAGAAAGUCCAGACCCUGGGGAGGCGGGUUCUACUUCCAUCUGUUUCAACCUUUGGUUAUCAAUAAAGAGAAGGGGGCUCAGAGUGGGGAAAGAAGGAUAAUCUGUAGAAUCCAAACAGCAAUCGGAUAGGAUCUUUCUAACAGCCCCUCAUUGCGAUUUGAGCUCCCUCUUUUUCUCUUUUAUUUCUUAUUUUGGUAUUUACUUCUCCCUCCACCCCAAAAUGAG
This is a messenger RNA of Phascolarctos cinereus (koala), 2128 nucleotides long. It is a transcript of the gene PLEKHO1, whose product is annotated as pleckstrin homology domain containing O1. NCBI's taxonomy places the organism in Eukaryota, Metazoa, Chordata, Mammalia, Diprotodontia, Phascolarctidae. The record is from RefSeq and is a predicted model, not a curated record. Gene Ontology annotation, cellular component: muscle cell projection membrane; ruffle membrane. Gene Ontology annotation, biological process: regulation of myoblast fusion.